Molecule: messenger RNA, 950 nt
Organism: Gossypium arboreum
Lineage: Eukaryota; Viridiplantae; Streptophyta; Magnoliopsida; Malvales; Malvaceae
Product: high mobility group B protein 1-like
Exons: 8
Coding region: 273-725 (150 amino acids)
Source: RefSeq, a predicted model, not a curated record
UCAACCAUAUCCUCGAAUAUAUCAAACCGGCUAUAUCCAGUAAAAUAAACCGCAUUGGCUUCUGAGGCGAUGGCGGCAAUCGUCUUCACGCCAAAUCCCUUAAAAGAAUAAACCGGCUGAUCCGGUCAUUUCUAUCAAGUUUUUUCACCGCUCUCUUCCCCCACGUUUUCCUCUCUUUCACCGCCCUUUGAUAUUCUCUCAAAACUCUUCGAUCCUUAUUUUUGUUUGCUCUCAAAAGCAUCUGUUAUUAAUUUCCUGUGAGGUAGAGUUGAAUGACAGGAGCUAGAGGUAAGGGUGCUGUGAAGCCUCCUGAGGAUAGAAAGGUUGGGAAGCGGAAGGCCCCUGUUGAUAGAAGCAGCAUUCGGAAAGCUAAGAAGGAGAAAAAGGCUAAGAAAGACCCCAACAAACCAAAGAGGCCUCCUAGUGCUUUCUUCGUUUUCCUCGAGGAGUUUAGAACUACAUUCAAGAAGGAAAAUCCUAAUGUGAAGGCUGUAUCAGCUGUUGGAAAAGCUGCGGGAGAGAUGUGGAAAUCCAUGUCCGAGGAAGAAAAAGGCCCUUAUGAGGUCAAAGCACAAAAAAGGAAGGCUGAAUAUGAAAAACAAAUGAAGGACUACAACAAGAAACAGGAAAUUUCUGCUAAUGGUCGGGAUGCUGAAGAGGUGAAUGAUGAAGAGAAUGAGGGUAGUGGAGAGGAGGAGGAGGAGGAGGAUGAAGACGAAGAUUGAAGGGCAAUGGUUGAUUUGGACAUAAAAUAUGAUUAAACAUAGCGGAAAGGUUCUACUUUUUGUAUGCUAAUACUUGUAGGUCGCUUUGUACCAUAGCAUAAUGAUGUUUUUGUAUCUUUCUCGCUUUUAUCCAGUAUAUAGUUGCUGACAAGAUGAAACAUAUUCUAGUGUAUCAUGUUUUCCUCUGUUGGACAAUUAUGCGCUAUAAAACAGCCCAAUUGUUGA